AUGGUGGCACCAAGAAACGCCGCAUUCGCUGAGGAGAGUGCCGAGGUUGAAGUCCUCCUGGCGUCCUUGGGGAAGACGAAAGACAUCACCAAGCGAAUAGCAGCCAGCCUGGCACGGCUGGAUGUCAGCGGUAAGAUCGUCAAGGAUGCCAUCGGGCCGAUCUACAGCAACACCCAACAGCUUCAGAUCACCAGUCGGAAUAUCGACAAGGUCAAUGAAGCCAUCGAGAAGCUCAAACAGCCGCUCGAUUCGAGAGGUCGGGAGGAAGGCAUCAUCAGAGCAGGACCCAAAGCCUCGGGACUCCCGCAAUAUCUUAGCGCUCUGAAACGCAUCGACAAGGCUCUCACCGAUCUAAGCUCGACCAAUAUGAGGGCCAACCAACAGGCGAUUUCCGAUUUCCACAGCCUCCUGUCCACCGGCGUCAACCAGUUAAACGACAUGUAUCGGCAAAUGCUACAAGAGGACGCCCAGCCCAUCGAGCCUUUGCACCAUAUCACGAAGCAAAUACCAUUCCCGACAUACCCCCAAGAAAAAGUUCAGUCUCUCAGUCAAAUAGCAGUGGCCAUGUCAUCCGCUGGGGCACAUUCGGCCAGACUGGGUCAACGGGAUGAGGACGCGGCAGCCAUGAUCUAUGUCGAAGUGAGGGGUGAGUACCUCCAAAACAGCCUCCAGAACCUGGCAGCCGCCUCGAUCAUGACCUCCAAACGACGCGGAAACGAUUCGGGCAUCUACCGAGAAGGCUCGAGCGGCGUCGGGACAUACGCGAAUGGUAUCGAAGGCAUGUUUAUCGCAGAAGCGGAGAACACGUCUCGAAUAUUCCGUAACGAUGCUGGGCGCAUCUUUACCAUGACUUGCGGCAAGGCUCUGGGGACGUUUACGAGGACUCUGUCGGAGCUGAAUAACGUGAUCAAGCCACGCAUCUUGAGCGACUGUUUCCUCGCUUACGAGAUCCUGGAUCUCUUCACACCCCUGAGCUACCGGCUUGAAUCGAGGACGGGUCAACUACGAUCACAAUUUGCGGACGCCCUCCGCCCGAUACGCGACACUGCUCGCUCAUCAUUCGGCGAGAUCCUGAGCCAAACAAAGAAACAAGCCGAAUCAAUUUCAACACUUCCUCCAGACGGUAGCACUAUCCCGUUGGUCUCGCAAACAGCAUCCCGCCUCCAAAACCUCGCCAUCUUUGAGCGGCCCUUGCUGGCCCUUCUCUCCUCCAUCGGUGACGGAAACUGGAAGUCGGCCCCGGGAAUGAUCUCGCAGUCUACACUGAACCUCGAAUUAACCCCUUCCACUGAAAACCCAACUCUACUGUCUCACUACCUGAUCGACGUCGUGGACGCCCUGCUUUCCACGCUCAACGCACGCUCCCAGGUUCUUCAUCCGAAGAAACCCAUCCAGGGAAUCUUUCAACUCAACAGCGUCGCCGUGCUCACUCGGGCGGUCCAAUCCUCACCAGACCUCGCCCGCUAUCUGGGGAUAUCCCCGCACAACGCGAAACUCGACGCCUACCGCAAAGCCGGUUCUUCGCUGUACUUGACGGCGUGGCGCGACCCCGCCAACCACCUGUUCGACCAGAUCCAGACGUCGGCUGGGUCGCGGCCCUUGUCCGGGCAAGCCAUCGAUUCGACGUUGAUCAUCAAAUCCCUGUCCUCGAAGGACAAGGACAAGAUCAAGGAGAAGUUCAAGCUGUUCAACAGCAGCUUCGACGAGCUGAUCACCCGCCACAAGAGUCUGCACAAGGAGGCCGAGGUGCGGUCGCAGCUGGCGAGGGAGAUCCAGGGCAUGAUCGAGCCGCUCUACACGCGCUUCUGGGACCGGUACCACGAGGUGGACAAGGGGAAGGGCAAGGUCGUCAAGUAUGACAAGGGCACCCUGAGUCAGAUGCUGGCCAGUCUCUAG
This is a messenger RNA of Fonsecaea erecta, 1896 nucleotides long. RefSeq lists its product as hypothetical. The transcript has a single exon. Gene Ontology annotation, molecular function: phosphatidylinositol-4,5-bisphosphate binding. The coding region runs from base 1 to 1896 and encodes 631 amino acids. The record is from RefSeq and is a predicted model, not a curated record. Gene Ontology annotation, biological process: exocytosis. Lineage: Eukaryota; Fungi; Ascomycota; Eurotiomycetes; Chaetothyriales; Herpotrichiellaceae. Gene Ontology annotation, cellular component: exocyst.